This is a messenger RNA of Entrophospora sp. SA101, 1164 nucleotides long. NCBI's taxonomy places the organism in Eukaryota, Fungi, Glomeromycota, Glomeromycetes, Entrophosporales, Entrophosporaceae. The record is from the annotation of a GenBank genome assembly.
AUGUCGGAAAAUUCCAACAAGACAUCUUAUGAGGCUUUAAAAAAUAUCACCGUUAAAGAUCUUAAGGAUGAUAAAUCUUUCGAAGCAAAUAAAAUUUGGGAAAAUAAUCCAGCUUUGAUAUUCGUUGGCAAACCUGGUUGUCAAUUGUGUCGUGAAGAGUCAUUAAAACUGGUGUCAUUUAAAAACUUAAUUUCAGAUAAAAUGGGCUUAAGAAUGGUAGCAAUUGUUCAUGAAAAUUUAGAUAAUGAAGUCGAAGAAUUUAAUAAUGGGUUUUGGAAAGGAGAAGUAUAUUUUGACGAAAAAAAGGCCUUUUAUACUGCGCUUGGUGGUGGAGAGAUAAGAUAUGGUGGAUACAUGAGCAUAUUUAAACCUUCUGUUUGGAUGAAUAUCGGAAGAAAUUGGAAAACGGGCGUACAAGGCAAUUACAAAGGAGAGGGUAGAAUUUUAGGAGGAUUAUAUAUUUUAAAACCUGGCACAGCGGGAGUUCAUUAUCAACACAAUGAAAAGGUGUGGGGGGAUGUUGCACCAUUAGAUCAAGUUUUAACCGCUUGUUUAGAAGUCUCGCCUAAAAAAGAUGAUAAAUCUAUUCAAGAAGAAGUGUCAAGUAUCAUUGAUAAAUUUAAGAAAGGAGAAUUAGUUAUUAAUGAUAAAUUAUUGAGUAAUGAUCCACCAGCAACUUGUCAUCCAUUCUACAUUCACCCAGAAUAUCUUAGUAGAUCUCUUAAACCAUCACCAGCAUUCCUUGGUUUUGUAUCAGCAUCAGCGGGACUAACAAUUGAAUUAUUUGGUGGAGAGAUAAGAUAUGGUGGAUACAUGAGCAUAUUUAAACCUUCUGUUUGGAUGAAUAUCGGAAGAAAUUGGAAAACGGGCGUACAAGGCAAUUACAAAGGAGAGGGUAGAAUUUUAGGAGGAUUAUAUAUUUUAAAACCUGGCACAGCGGGAGUUCAUUAUCAACACAAUGAAAAGGUGUGGGGGGAUGUUGCACCAUUAGAUCAAGUUUUAACCGCUUGUUUAGAAGUCUCGCCUAAAAAAGAUGAUAAAUCUAUUCAAGAAGAAGUGUCAAGUAUCAUUGAUAAAUUUAAGAAAGGAGAAUUAGUUAUUAAUGAUAAAUUAUUGAGUAAUGAUCCACCAGCAACUUGUAAUUCAAUAGAAGCUUGCACAUAG